Cornus florida is the source of this 3484-nucleotide messenger RNA. RefSeq names its product sucrose-phosphate synthase 4. The coding region runs from base 238 to 3363 and encodes 1041 amino acids. The transcript is spliced from 14 exons. The record is from RefSeq and is a predicted model, not a curated record. Gene Ontology annotation, molecular function: sucrose-phosphate synthase activity. Lineage: Eukaryota; Viridiplantae; Streptophyta; Magnoliopsida; Cornales; Cornaceae. Gene Ontology annotation, biological process: sucrose metabolic process.
CUCUUCUAAACUCGGUUUCGAAUUACAGACAGACACGCACUCUCUCUCUCUCUCUGUCUCUCUCUCUCUCUCUCUUACUCCAUUGUAUUGCAACUUUUCCUCUUCAUUUUCUUCAUGACACUUAAUUUCUGUAUGGGACUGAGUUAGAAGUCAUCAUUCUCAUCUCUCUCUCUCCACACACACACCCACACACACAUACACACACAAGAAGCAGAAGCAGAAGCAGAAGCAGGAUAAAUGGCAAGAAAUGAAUGGAUAAAUGGCUACUUGGAGGCGAUUUUGGACGCGGGCGGAUUGAAAGUGGGAGAUAAACAUGAUCAUAAUACAGAGAGAAACAAGAAGAACAGCAAAAAUAAGAAAAAGAUUGAUGAGAAUAAUAAUAAGUUGAGAUUCGAAAAGUUCAAAUAUAAAGAAAGGGAAGAGAAGCUGUUUAGUCCCACCAAGUACUUCGUUGAAGAAGUUGUCAACAGCUUUGAUGAGUCCGACCUCCACAGGACAUGGGUCAAGGUAACAGCAACAAGGAAUUCUCGUGAACGGAAUAACAGGCUCGAGAAUAUGUGCUGGCGCAUUUGGCAUCUUGCCCGUAAAAAGAAGCAGAUAGCUUGGGAUGAUGCACAGAGGCUAGCAAAAUGUCAUCUUGAACGCGAGAAAGGUCGAAAUGAUGCUGCCGAAGAUCUUUCUGAGUUGUCCGAAGGAGAGAAGGAGAAAGGUGAAGCAAGUCAAUCAGAGUCUAUCACAACGGAGAAAAUCUCCAGAAUUAACUCUGAUAUGCAAAUGUGGUCCGAUGAAGAUAAAUCUACACACCUUUACAUUAUCCUCAUCAGUCUUCAUGGGUUGGUCCGUGGAGAGAACAUGGAACUCGGAAGAGAUUCUGAUACCGGUGGUCAGGUGAAAUACGUCGUAGAACUUGCUCGAGCACUAGCCAACAUGAAAGGAGUCUACCGUGUUGAUCUUUUGACUCGACAAAUCACAUCACCAGAGGUCGACUAUAGCUACAGUGAACCUAUUGAGAUGCUCUCAUGCCCACCCGACGGAUGUGGUAGUUGUGGUGCCUACAUUAUCCGAAUACCAUGUGGACCUCGGGACAAGUACAUUCCCAAAGAGUCGCUCUGGCCUCACAUACCUGAAUUUGUUGAUGGGGCUUUAAGCCACAUUGUCAACAUGGCAAGAGCUUUGGGAGAGGAAGUUGGCGGGGGCAAGCCAGCAUGGCCUUACGUAAUUCACGGCCACUAUGCGGAUGCUGGGGAGGUAGCAGCACGCUUGUCUGGGGCCUUGAAUGUCCCAAUGGUGCUAACGGGCCACUCUUUGGGGCGGAACAAGUUCGAGCAAUUACUUAAACAAGGGAGGCUCUCUAGAGAGGACAUAAACACAACCUACAAGAUUAUUAGGAGGAUUGAAGCCGAAGAGUUGGGGUUGGAUGCAGCUGAAAUUGUGGUGACUAGCACAAAGCAAGAAAUAGAAGAGCAAUGGGGUUUGUAUGAUGGUUUUGAUAUCAAGCUGGAGAGGAAGCUUAGGAUCAGGAAACGGCGUGGAGUGAGUUGCUAUGGGCGCUACAUGCCAAGGAUGGUGGUUAUACCACCAGGCAUGGACUUCAGCUACGUCACCACACAAGAUCCACUGGAAGGUGAUGGCGAUCUUAAGUCAUUGAUCGGCUCUGCUAAAACUCAAAACAAAAGACAGAUACCGCUGAUAUGGUCUGAGAUAAUGAGAUUUUUCACAAACCCCCACAAGCCCAUGAUCCUUGCAUUAUCCCGUCCAGAUCCCAAGAAAAAUGUAACCACUUUGCUCAAGGCUUUUGGGGAAUGCCAACCCCUCAGAGAACUAGCCAAUUUGACACUAAUACUUGGUAACAGAGAUGACAUAGAAGAGAUGUCUAACAGCAGCUCAGUUGUUCUUACAAUGGUACUCAAGCUCAUCGACAAGUAUGACCUGUAUGGUCAGGUGGCCUAUCCCAAGCAUCACAAACAGAGUGACGUUCCCGAGAUAUAUCGUCUGGCAGCAAAAACAAAGGGAGUUUUCAUCAACCCAGCUCUUGUGGAACCUUUUGGCCUCACGCUCAUAGAGGCAGCCGCUUAUGGUUUGCCUACUGUUGCCACCAAAAAUGGUGGACCUGUCGAUAUCCUCAAGGCACUCAACAAUGGCCUUCUCGUAGACCCACACGAUCAUAACGUUAUAGCAGAGGCCCUCCUAAAGCUCGUCGCUGACAAGAACCUCUGGCUUGAAUGCCGUAAAAAUGGGCUAAAGAACAUCCACUGCUUCUCAUGGCCAGAACACUGCCGCAAUUACCUCUCCCACAUGGAGCAUUGCAGGAACCAUCACCCAACCACCCAUCAUAAAAUAAUGCCUGCUCUUGAAGAGCCCAUGAGCGACUCCCUGCGGGAUAUUGAAGAUCUUUCUUUGAAAUUUUCCAUUGAUGGAGACUUCAAGCCCAAUGGAGACCUCGAUGCAGCAGCCAGACAGAAGGAAAUCAUUGAGACCCUAACCCGAGUGGCUACCUCAAAUGGAAAUUCCAGUAUUAAUUACUGCCCAGGAAGGAGGCAAGGGCUGUUUAUUAUAGCCACUGAUUGUUAUUAUAGCAAUGGUGUUUGCACUGAGACCUUACCAUUAAUCAUAAAAAAUGUGAUGAAAGCAGUUGCGAGCCCUGGUCGAAUAGGUUUUAUAUUGUUAACAGGUUUAACAUUACAAGAGACGAAGGAAGCAUUGAAAUGCAGCCAAGUAAAAUUGGAAGAUUUCGAUGCGAUGGUCUGUAGUAGUGGAAGUGAAAUAUACUACCCAUGGAAGGAUUUGAUGGCAGAUAUGGAUUAUGAAUCCCAUGUUGAGUACAGAUGGCCCAGAGAGAAUGUGAGAUCAGUAAUAAUCAGGCUUGCUAGGGUCGAAGAUGGAGCUGAGGAUGACAUAGUGGAGUAUGUGGAUGCAAAUAGCUCAAGAUGCUACUCUUACAGCAUUAAACCAGGAGCCAAGAUUCGAAGGAUUGAUGGCCUGCGCCAGAGGCUACGAAUGAGAGGCUUUAGAUGCAAUCUAGUGUACACGCAUGCCGCAUCAAGGUUGAAUGUGACACCAUUAUUUGCAUCAAGAGCCCAAGCACUAAGGUACCUAGCAGUUAGAUGGGGUAUUGAUCUUUCCAAAAUGGUAGUGUUUGUGGGGGAAAGAGGAGAUACAGAUUAUGAGGACAUGUUGGUUGGUCUCCAAAAAACUGUUAUCCUAAGAAGGUCUGUCAAAUAUGGAAGCGAGAUGCUUCUUCAUAGCGAAGACAGCUUUAAAAGGGAAGAUGUUGCCCCCCAAGAUAGCCCUAGAAUUGCCUUUGCUCAGGGUUAUGAAGCCCAUGAUAUCUCCACAGCUUUGGAGGUUCUUGGAAUUAUGUAAUUUUUGUUUAAACCUUUUUUUUUCCUUUACAAUUUCCUGUUGAGGAAGAUGGGGGAGUUAUGCUUUUAUACAUAAUGCAAAAGCUAGUAUAUGAUUAAAUUAUAUAAGAAUACACAUGGAA